Molecule: messenger RNA, 366 nt
Organism: Staurois parvus
Lineage: Eukaryota; Metazoa; Chordata; Amphibia; Anura; Ranidae
Source: the annotation of a GenBank genome assembly
UAUGACAGGGGGCAGUAUGUGCAGGAGAGGAGUGUGGAGGGUAUGAUAGGGCAGUAUGUGCAGGAGAGGAGUGUGGAGGGUAUGACGGGCAGUAUGUGCAGGAGAGGAGUGUGGAGGGUAUGACAGGGGCAGUAUGUGCAGGAGAGAGAGUGUGGAGGGUAUGACAGGGGGCAGUAUGUGCAGGAGAGGAGUGUGUGGAGGGUAUGACAGGAGGGGAGUAUGUGCAGGAGAGGAGUGUGGAGGGUAUGACGGGGGGAAGUAUGUGCAGGAGAGGAGUGUGGAGGGUAUGACAGGGGGAAGUAUGUGCAGGAGAGGAGUGUGGAGGGUAUGAGGGGCAGUAGUAUGUGCAGGAGAGGUGUGUGGAGG